AUGGCUGCAUAUUAUUACACGUCUUUAGGUAAUUCAUAUCAGUAUCUAAGCGAUAUUAAUUCAACUGUUUAUUCACAUAGCUAUUUAUCUCCGCAUUAUUGUCCCGUUUUAUAUUUGUUAAAAAUCCUUUUGCCUUCAAUUGCUAAUAGUUUUCUUUCUUUACUUUUGUUUUCUUUCUUCUUUCUUUUUAUUUGUCGUUCAUUAUUUCAUUUGUUUUAUUCGUUAGCUUUGUCUUUUCUUUAUUUUAUUCUUAUUAGUUUUUUUUCUUUCUUUUUCUCAUUCUUUCAUUUUUCCUACUAUUGUUUCUAUAUUUUCUUUUUUAUUAUUAUUUCUGCUUUCACUCCUUAUCUUUCUUUCUUUCUUUCUUUCUUUCUUUCUUUCUUUCACCCAUUUUUAUUCGUUUACUUUCUUGUUUAUUUAAUUUUCCUAUCUCUUUCCCUCGUCGUCGUUUUCUCUGUUCCUUCUACCUUACCGUAUUUAUUCCUACCUUUCUUUUUUAGUCCUCUCUCUUUCCCCUUUCAUAGUUUUCUUUUUUCCUUCUCUUUCUAUUGUUUACCAUAUUCUUUCCUUUCUUCAUUCCUUCAUUCCUUCCUUCCUCCACCCCUCACUUCGUUUUUUCCUCUGUCUCACUCUUAUCAUUUCCCUCUCUUCCUUCGUCUUCUCUCUCACUUCCUUCUUUCCUUUUCAAUCCUCUCUCUUUCUUAUCGUUUUUCUUUCCUUCAUUGCAUAACACAGUCAUUCCUUCCUCUCUCUUCCUUCCUUCCUUCCUUCCUUCCUUCCUUCCUUCCUUCCUUCCUUUUUAGUCCUAUCUCACCCCCCUUUGGUACUUUUCUUCGUUCCUUCUCUUUCUAUUGCUUACCAUAUUCCUUCCUUCCUUCCUUCCUUCCUUCCUUCCUUCCCUUUCUCUCAUUAUUUUCACUUCCUUCCGCCCUUGUUUGCCCUCUCUUUCCUCUUUCGUCCUUUUCUUUAUUCCUUCUCUUUCUAUUGCUUAACAAACUUCCCCCUUUCCUUCCCCUCUUUCUUCGUUUCCUCCUCUCAUCUCUCUCAUCAUUUUACCCCUCUUCCUUCAUUCUCUCUCCCAUUUGCUUUCUUUUUUUUAAAUCUCCUCUCCUUCUUCUCUCGUACUUCUCUUUCUUUCUUCCUCUAUUGCUAUUUUCCAUCCUUUCCUCUCAUUUCCUUCCUUCCUUCCUUCCUUCCUUCCUUCCUUCCUUCCUUCCUUUUAUCCCUCGCUCUUUAGCGUUUGUCAUUUUCUUUGUUCCUUCUCCCUAUAUUGCUUACCUUAUUCCUUCAUUUCAUCUUACCACAUUCCUUUCUUCCUCUCUCUUCCUUUCUUCCCGCCCUCGAACCUUUCAUUUUUCCUUUCCCUGUCGUCUCUCGGCCUUCUCUUUGUUCAUUCCUCCAUUAAUUAACGCAUUCAUUCGUUCCUCUCUCUCCCUUACUUCUCUCGUCUUUUUCUCUCAUUAUAUCCUUCCGUCAUUCCUUCCUUCUCGCUUCCAUCUUUUUUUAGGCCUCUUUACUUCCAUUCUUUUCGUUUUUCAUUCUCUGUCUAUUGCUUACCUUAUUCAUUCAUUUCCUCUCUCUUCCUCAUUUCCACCAGUCCUCUCUCCGUUCCAUCCCCUCAUUUUUCUCUUUUUUCGUUCAUUUCUUUCAUCCUUUACCCUCUUCCUUCCUUCCUUCCUUCCUUCCUUCCUUCCUUCCUUCCUUCCUUUUACACUCACACUUCCUUCCUUACAUUUUGAGUCUUCUCUUUUUCCUCUUUUUUCCUUCUCUUUCCCUCUCUCUUUCACCUCUCGUCCUUCUCUUUGUUCAUUCCACCAUUUCUUAACACAUUCAUUGAUUCCUCUCAGUCUUCCUUCCUUCCUUCCUUCCUUCCUUCCUUCCUUCCUUCCUUCCUUCCUUCCUCCAUCUCUAUCUGUCAUAAUUUUCCUUCCUUCCUUCCUUCCUUCCUUCCUUCCUUCCUUUGCCCCUGGUUCCUCCUCCUCCUCUUUCUCCCUUCCUUCCUUCUUAUCAGCUUCUACCCUCCCUCCUUCUUUUUCUCUUUUCAAAAUAUUUUCUUUCUUUCUUUCUUUCUUUCUUUCUUUCUUUCUUUCUUUCUUUCUUUGCUUAUCUCUAUUUCUUUCUUUCUUUCUUUCUUUCUUUCUUUCUUUCUUUCUUUCUUUCUUUUUAAUUCUCUCACUUUCUUUCAUUCUGCGCCCUUUGUUUCUUUCUAAAUGUGCCCCUCAUUCUUUCUUAUUUCAAUUUUCUUAUACCUAUUUUCACCUUGACUUUCUUUGUUCUUUCUUGUCACAUAGUUUCCUUCUUUCUUUCUUUCUUUCUUUCUUUCUUUCUUUCUUUCUUUCUUUCUUUCUUUCUUUCUUUCUAAUUGUGAGUCUUUUUCUUUUUUUCUAA
Messenger RNA from Acanthosepion pharaonis, 2388 nucleotides. NCBI's taxonomy places the organism in Eukaryota, Metazoa, Mollusca, Cephalopoda, Sepiida, Sepiidae. The record is from the annotation of a GenBank genome assembly.